Messenger RNA from Kwoniella shivajii, 1527 nucleotides. RefSeq lists its product as uncharacterized. Bases 1 to 1527 code for a protein of 508 amino acids. The transcript has 4 exons. The record is from RefSeq and is a predicted model, not a curated record. Gene Ontology annotation, biological process: small GTPase-mediated signal transduction; protein geranylgeranylation; vesicle-mediated transport. Lineage: Eukaryota; Fungi; Basidiomycota; Tremellomycetes; Tremellales; Cryptococcaceae. Gene Ontology annotation, molecular function: GDP-dissociation inhibitor activity. Gene Ontology annotation, cellular component: cytoplasm; nucleus; Rab-protein geranylgeranyltransferase complex.
AUGGCGGAACUCGAAUCAGAUCAUUACGAUGUGAUAGUGAUUGGAACGGGUUUAGCGGAAAGUAUAGCAGCCGCUUCUUUAGCUAAAGCAGGCCAAAGUGUGCUUCACUUAGAUCCAAAUGUAUACUACGGUGGUGAACAAGCGUCUCUCACUUUAGAUGAAUUAUCCAGUUGGUCAAACACGAUUAAUCAAUCCUCUUCAUCGUCUGCCUCUUCUUCCUCCAGUUGUCACUCAAGCAGCAUCAGAUAUCAUUCAAGCUCAACAACUCCUCUUACACCUCAAUUAGAAAAUGAUCGACGUCGAUAUUCUCUGUCACUUUUCCCAUCUAUAUUACCUUCUAGAGGUUCAUUGAUUGAUACCUUGAUAGCAUCAGAUGUGAGCAAAUAUGUCUCAUUCAAAUUAUUGGAUUCAACGUCGAUAUAUGCGGAAGAAGGAGUAAAGAAAGUCCCAGGAAGUAAAGAAGAAAUAUUCAAAGAUAAAUCAAUUGGUUUGGUGGAUAAAAGGAAAUUAAUGAAAUUCCUUUUGUUUGCUACUGGAGAAUUUGAGAAUGAUGAUCUAUUGAAGGGAAAAGAAGAUCAACCACUUUCAACAUUUUUACAGGGGACUUUCUCGAUACCUCAACAAUUAACAGAAUCAAUCUCAUACGCUAUAGCUCACUGCUCUUCGCCCAAUGAUCAAACACUGCCGGCCCUGCAGAGGACAAGAAGAUAUCUGAAAUCGAUUGGGAGAUAUGGAGGUAGCGCGUUUUUGGUUGGGCAAUAUGGUGGUGCUGGUGAAGUAGCACAGGGCUUCUGUCGGGCAUGUGCUGUCUUUGGCGGAACAUAUGUACUUGGUCCUACAGCAGCACCUACAUCUAUCGAAACUACACCCGAUGGCGUCUUAAUCCAGAUACCGUGUCAUCCUAGACCAGUCACCGCAUCCCAUCUAGUCUCCGCUCCGAUCCAUCUUCCCCCUUCCUUGCUUACCUGCUCGAAUACCGACACAAAAGAGACUACCUCUUCAAAUUGCAUAGCUAUCACUGCCACCUUGCCUGAAGCCUUACGGCGUAGAUCUUUAUCUGUCGAGGAAGAUGAUGAGGAGAAACCAGAACCAGAAAACGAUGAUACUGCUGUUAUAGUAUUUCCCAGAGAAGAAAAUGCCGUAAGAGCUUAUAUAAAUGGAGAAGGUACAGGAAGCUGUCCGGCCGGUCAAUAUAUCAUCUAUCUAUCAACAGCCGCUUCAUCGCCUUCUACAUCACCGUCAGCCAUACUCAGGCCGUACCUACAGAAGAUUACGAAUGAACCAACUUUCGAAGCAUACUACGUGGCCACUCGACCUUCCUAUGACGCGAUCAAGCCGGAAAGCACGGGUAAUUUGGUCAUACUUGAACCUUAUAUAGGAGACUACAUGUUGACUGAAGGACUGGACUGGGAAGCCAAGCAAGGUGAAAAGGCUUAUUAUGCUAUAAUGGGAAGAGAGGGAAAGGGGUUCUUUGAAAAGGAUCCGACGGACGAAGAAGAAAUGGGAUUUGGUGAGGAUGAUCUAUAG